AUGUCAAUUGGUUCGAAAUUUUUCAGUUUUAACUUGUUUAAAUCAAUUAGACUUAACAAAGUAACUAAUCCGAUUAGAAUAACUACAAGUACAACUACUAAAAAACAUUUCUUAUCUCCAAUGUCAGAAAUUCCAAAGACUCAAAAAGCUGUUGUUUUUGAAACAAGCGGAGGUAAAUUAGAAUACAAGGAUAUUCCAGUUCCAAAACCAAAAUCCAACGAGUUGUUGAUCCAUGUUAAAUACUCGGGUGUUUGCCACACUGAUUUACAUGCUUGGAAAGGUGAUUGGCCAUUGGACACCAAAUUACCCCUUGUUGGUGGUCAUGAAGGUGCCGGUGUUGUUGUUGGUAUGGGUGAUAAUGUUAAAGGAUGGAAAAUUGGUGAUUAUGCUGGUAUCAAAUGGUUGAAUGGUUCGUGUUUGAAUUGUGAAUUUUGUGAACAAGGUGCGGAACCAAAUUGUCCUGAUGCUGAUUUGUCUGGUUAUACUCAUGAUGGAUCCUUUGAACAAUAUGCCACUGCUGAUGCUGUUCAAGCUGCUAGAAUCCCCAAGAAUGCUGAUUUAGCUAAAGCUGCUCCAAUUUUGUGUGCUGGUGUUACUGUUUACAAGGCUUUGAAGACUGCUCAAUUAAAGGCUGGUGAAUGGGUUUGUAUUUCUGGUGCUGGCGGUGGUUUGGGUUCAUUGGCUAUUCAAUAUGCUGUAGCCAUGGGUUACAGAGUUGUUGGUAUUGAUGGAGGUGCCGACAAGGGAGAAUAUGUUAAAUCUUUGGGAGCUGAGGCUUAUAUCGAUUUCACCAAGGAAAAAGAUAUUGUUGCUGCUGUUAAAAAGGCAACUAAUGGGGGUCCACAUGGUGUAAUUAACGUUUCUGUUUCUGAAAAGGCUAUUAACCAAUCAGUUGAAUAUGUUAGACCAUUGGGUAAGGUUGUUCUUGUUGGUUUGCCAGCUGGUUCUAAAGUUGUCGCUCCUGUUUUCGAUGCUGUUGUCAAAUCCGUUGAGAUUAAAGGUUCUUAUGUUGGUAACAGAAAGGACACUCAAGAAGCUGUUGAUUUCUUUGCUAGAGGUAAAGUCAAUUGUCAAAUUAAGAUUGUUGGUCUUAGUGAAUUACCAGAAGUUUUCAAAUUAAUGGAAGAAGGUAAGAUCUUGGGAAGAUACGUACUUGACACAAGCAAGUAA
Molecule: messenger RNA, 1170 nt
Organism: Lodderomyces orthopsilosis Co 90-125
Lineage: Eukaryota; Fungi; Ascomycota; Pichiomycetes; Serinales; Debaryomycetaceae
Gene: ADH1
Product: Adh1p
Exons: 1
Coding region: 1-1170 (389 amino acids)
Molecular function (GO): oxidoreductase activity; zinc ion binding
Source: RefSeq, a predicted model, not a curated record